Molecule: messenger RNA, 648 nt
Organism: Brassica napus (rape)
Lineage: Eukaryota; Viridiplantae; Streptophyta; Magnoliopsida; Brassicales; Brassicaceae
Exons: 3
Coding region: 1-648 (215 amino acids)
Source: RefSeq, a predicted model, not a curated record
AUGUCUGGUCUGAAUAUCAGCCUAGAGAAGUCUACUCUCUACAUGGCGGGUGUUACUGAGGAUGAUAGCGUCGCAAUCCUUGAUCAGUUCCCAUUUGAAACAGGUUCUCUCCCGAAAGCUAAGAUAGCUUGGUCAGAUGUUUGCACACCGAAGGAUGAAGGAGGGUUAGGGCUGAGAUCUCUGGAGGAAGCUAGGACUGCUUUGGGGGGUCAAUGGAUUCACAAGUAUCUUAUCAGGAAAGGUUCUUUCUGGAGUGUGAAAGACACAAGCUCUUUAGGUUCUUGGAUGUGGAAGAAACUUCUAAAACUUCGACCCUUAGCCUCACAACUUACAAGAGUUGACAUCCGAAAUGGCUCAGUGACAUCAUUCUGGUAUGAUCACUGGUCUUCCUUGGGUAAGCUACUUGACCUAACAGGAGAAAGAGGUUGCAUUGAUCUUGGUAUCCCGAUAAACACCACAGUGGAAAGGGAUGUUCAGGCUUAUCGAUGUCGAAAACACAGAACCUCUGUCUUGAUGCAAAUUGAGCAGGAAAUUAUGGGACUACAUCGCCCCGGCCUUGUCCAGGAGGACGAUAUUUGUCUUUGGAAGAGGGAGAAUGGUGAUUUUCAUCCUGUUUUCUCCACUUCUCAGACAUGGCACCUCACUUGA